This is a messenger RNA of Pyrus x bretschneideri (Chinese white pear), 980 nucleotides long. RefSeq names its product 60S ribosomal protein L15-1. Gene Ontology annotation, cellular component: ribosome; cytosolic large ribosomal subunit. Lineage: Eukaryota; Viridiplantae; Streptophyta; Magnoliopsida; Rosales; Rosaceae. Gene Ontology annotation, molecular function: RNA binding; structural constituent of ribosome. The record is from RefSeq and is a predicted model, not a curated record. Gene Ontology annotation, biological process: cytoplasmic translation.
AUGUAGUUUAGAAAUAUACGACACGUCGUACCUGAAGACAUUUUAGGGUUUCUAAGAAACAAUGGACGGCCCAGAUUCGAAAUCCCUGAUCCUUUCGAGCACUAUAUAAUGUCCAGUUUUCGCCACAAACCCUCACUCUGUGCUUUGAAAACCCUAGCCCCGACUGCCCAACCCUGUGCGUCGCAGCUCAUUUCUGAUCCGGCCAUGGGGGCUUACAAGUACGUAUCCGAGAUAUGGAGGAAGAAGCAGUCUGAUGUGAUGAGGUUCCUCCAGAGGGUCCGCUGCUGGGAGUAUCGCCAGCAUCCUUCGAUUGUCCGAGUCACAAGACCCACACGCCCUGAUAAGGCACGUCGUUUGGGUUACAAGGCCAAGCAGGGUUACGUUGUUUACCGUGUCCGUGUGAGGCGUGGUGGGCGCAAGAGGCCUGUUUCCAAGGGUAUUGUAUAUGGAAAGCCCACAAACCAGGGUGUGACACAACUCAAGUUCCAGCGUAGCAAGAGGUCUGUUGCUGAGGAGCGUGCUGGGCGCAAGUUGGGAGGCCUCAGGGUUCUCAACUCAUACUGGCUCAAUGAGGAUUCGACCUACAAGUACUUUGAGGUCAUCAUGGUUGAUGUUGCUCACAAUGCCAUCAGGAACGACCCAAGAAUCAACUGGCUCUGCAACCCUGUUCACAAGCACAGAGAGCUUCGUGGUCUUACUUCUGCUGGAAAGAAAUACAGGGGUCUGCGCGGAAAGGGUCAUCUGUACCACAAGAACCGACCUUCUCGCAGGGCAACAUGGAAGAGAAAUACCACCCUUUCACUCCGCCGUUACCGUUGAUUUCAGUUGUGUUACCUUAUGUUGUGGCGUUAUUUCUGCGUACUUUCAGGAAGAGUCUGUUAUGGAUUUGAAAUUUUGGCAGAUAAAAACUUAAAUCGUGUUUUAUUUGAAUGAUUUACGGUCUUAUUUGAAAGUCUUUUGGGACGUAUUACCUUUUUUUA